AUGCGCACCCUUCUUGAUGGUGUAAGUUCGCAAAGAUGUACCAAUUCGGAGUACGACCUAGAUAGAACAGUAUCAGCCUGCCAACCUCCCCUUGGAGCGCCUCAAGCUGCUGCUCCUUUCAAUCGUGCAGUAAGUGGUCAGUUCGGCCAACACCAGCAAACAGCCUACAUCCCGCAGAAUCACAGAACAGAACAGAAUUCACGUUCUCUCGAGCCAAUCAGUGUUGGUAUCGAGCACUCGAACUCGAUUGCCGAGCCAACGUCAUUGCAACACGAUCAAAAGUUCACUCCUUAUCCAGGCUAUAUACCUCCUCCUCCUCCUCCCCCUUCAAUGUCCGGUCUUCCCACACUGCAAGGAGAGGCCACACCAAAUCCCUUUAGCGCUAGCCCAAUUGGCAUGCCGUCAUUGGAUUUCGUCGGCAACUCGGUUAUUUCUUCUUCACAGGAUCAAGUUCCAAUAUGUCCGGUUGAACUGCGAUUCAUUUCUGAUUUUAUCGCUUGCAUCCAGUCGCAACCUUUUGUGCAGAGUAAUGAGGUUUCGUUGACCUGCGACUUUGAGGAUGGCUCGUUCUGCAGAUUUCAACCUACGUCCUCACUGUUCCGAAUCGGUAAGCUACCCUUGCCCUCCCAUUACGCCACUCUUGCCGAGCUCUCUGGCAGAACAGUCGUACAUCAACCUCGAAGAAAUUUCGCUUUCAUCCUUGCCCAACAGCCAUUAAAAGAAGAGGAACUGGUCAUUACUGCACCUAUCACGUGCCAGCGUGACGCUGGAUUUCUUAGAUUCAACUACUGGCUAAUUGGAGAUCAAUCGGCUACGGUUAAAGUUUGCACUCAAGACAUCCAGGCCAGAUCUUGUACCAAGUCCAUAGUUUAUACGGAGACGUCGUUGGUGGCAGUGGAGGUCGUACAUCCACAAGCAGAAAUGUUUGACGUUGAAAUUAUCAUCACGAAUGUAACUCAACCAACACUCUUCAUACUCGACGACAUUGAGUACAAGGCUAACUUGUGUGAAGAUUCUCAACCUAGUGUGAGUUUUUAA
Messenger RNA from Haemonchus placei, 1038 nucleotides. The record is from the annotation of a GenBank genome assembly. NCBI's taxonomy places the organism in Eukaryota, Metazoa, Nematoda, Chromadorea, Rhabditida, Trichostrongylidae.